Molecule: messenger RNA, 1803 nt
Organism: Theileria equi strain WA
Lineage: Eukaryota; Apicomplexa; Aconoidasida; Piroplasmida; Theileriidae
Exons: 1
Coding region: 1-1803 (600 amino acids)
Source: RefSeq, a predicted model, not a curated record
AUGAAUACGUAUCAGGUAGAUAUUUGUCCUACUGUGACCCCUGUAGAAGGACUAGAACGUAAAGACGGAGAAAAUAUAGGUGACAAAUACAACUCCUAUAUAUUUACUGCAACAUCUGAAGAAAAAUUUGAAAUAUCAGCCAUAAUUUACAAUGGAAAACCACUGAAAGGCAUAGUAUUGUUAAACACUAUGGUUGAAAAUAUAACUAUAUAUUUAGACGGACAUAAUAAGAUCUUACUAAUACACACUUUGGCUUUUGAGGUUGGUAACAUUUACUGGAUAAAUCAAGACAUUACCAAAGGCACAGAAAGCGUAACGUUUGCCGAAUUUUUACUUAAGGAAACGUCACAUCUAAACACAGGUGAACUUGGCUGCAUACUAUCUAACGUAACUCAACAUGGUGGAUUCAAUCUCGCUAAAUUUGGAGAAGACUAUGCUAGCACAGCAGAGAAACUGUUUGGAGAUAUCGACAUCAUAUUUGACAUUGGUAAAGGGCACUAUGGUUCAUCUAACUCCGGCGAAUAUUUAUCUGAGAUUUCCGGAGGAAAAGUAACUGUAGUAAAAUCUGUAAUAGUAGGUAGUAGUUUCAUGAAAACUACACACAAUACACCUUCCAAAGUGUUUAGGAUUAGAGGAAUAAAACCUCCAAAUGGAAACUACAUGAAGAUUAAUGGUGGUUUUCCAAAUGAGGUAUUCACUGAGUUUAAUGUCUACUAUAGAGAUAGUGAUUAUAGCAAUCCUUUGCUUGUGGAAUUGGUAGAAAUGUACCCAUUAACUCAUAAUUAUGUUAAUACUAGAUUCUAUCUUACAAAGAAUGAUAAAGAUUCUAACGGAAAAUGGGACAUUUGUCAAAUAUGCUCAGUUAUUGAUGAGAAAACCGAACUUGUACAGAUACUUCAGAACAUAAUUACACACAAUAGGCUUUUGGUUUACAAUAUAUCAGAUGAAAAACUUAGGAACAAGCUUGGAGAUAUACGAAAAGGUUUUUCUGUAGAUGUGACUCAGAUAGGAGGAAAUAUGGGACGGAUCAACUACUACUCUUUUGAUGGGAUGUGUAUUCCUUAUAGAAUGGAAAAAGCUACAGUACAAGGUUAUUAUCUAGUUAGACAUGCCACUAUUCCUUAUUUUACUGUCAAGAAGAUUAAAGUUACCAAGACUAAGGAACUUACUGAAGACGAGCUUCCUCCCCUCGGUACAUUAUUUGGGAGAUUAAAUGUCUACUACACUAACGAUUCAUUCGAUAAUGCAGUCUUGAUUGAACUAGAAUGUUUGGAUCAUUCUGAAUCUUGCGAAUCUCCUGAUUUUUUCUAUUACUACUCCAAGGAUGAGAGAGAUGAAUGGAUUGGCUAUAAAUUAGAAACACAUUUUGUUCUAGAUGAUGGAGAGGAAGCUAUUCCGGAUAAGAACACUAUAAUUACUCACAUUAAACAGCAUAACAACAAAAUAAUUUUUGAGGAGCUCUGGAAAAAACUAAAGGGAAAGCUUACUAGGUACCCUCCAGCGACUAACAAAAAUCCAAAAGGUGAGCAAACGACAGAUGAUACUACCAGUGAUAUAAAAGUAGAUAUCGAUUCCGAGGAAGCUGAUGAGAAAGCAGAGGGGGAAACGUCAACAGCUUCUAAAUUUGUGCCAAACUCUGAGUAUGACUUUCAAUUCGGAGAAUUCAACACCCUUGAAUCUACCAUUGCAAUAACCAUUGGUACAAUAGCGAUAUGUGUCGGUAUAUAUUUGCUAUUUCCUUCAGUUAAAAGAUUUGCACAUGAUUAUUCUGUUCAAAAGCUCAUGUAUCGUCGCUAUGUUUAG